AUGUCUCCUCCGUCGUCACCUCCACUCCCGACGAUGCGCAGCAGAACCACCUCGCAGGCCGAGCCCGCUGACUCGUCUACCGGCGCCGCCCUCCGCCAGCACAAAGCUCAUCAGCGCCAUGGUUCCGGCGUGCAUCCCCAUGCUCGCUCCAUCUCUCUCGGCCGCCUCGAGCUUGACCCGCCCGCCGACAUGGACACGCCCAUCGAGCAUUGCAAGCCGCCGCCCGCCAGCUGGGCCACGCUGCCGCACAAGGGCCAGCUCGCCGUGCUGGCCAUCUCGCGCUUCGUCGACUUCUUCCAGAUGGCCUCGCUGCAGACCUACAUGGUCCACCAGCUCAAGUCCUUCGACCCCGCCCUGCCCGACUCGGCCAUCUCGCAUCAGGCCGGCGUGCUGCAGGGCAGCUUCACUGCCACCCAGAUUGUCACCGCCGUUGUCUGGGGCCGCGUCGCCGACGCCCCAUGGUGCGGCCGCAAGCGCGUGCUGCUAAUCGGCCUCGUCGGCACCGCCUUCUCGUGCCUGGGCGUCGGCUUCUCGCAAACCUUUCUGCAGGCCACCUUCUGGCGCAUGAUGGGUGGCGCCAUCAACGGUACCAUCGGUUCCGCUAGGACCAUGGUUGCCGAAACGGUCGACAAGCGCUUCCACUCGCGCGCCUUCCUGCUGCUCCCGCUGGCCUUCAAUGUUGCCAACAUCCUCGGUCCCAUCCUCAGCGGCCUGCUCGUCGAGCCUGUCGCCGCAUACCCCAAGCUGUUCGGCCCGGCCUCCGUCUUUGGCGGCGUCGACGGCGUCCAAUGGAUGGAGAAAUACCCCUACGCCAUGCCAAACCUCCUCUGCGCCAUCCUCCUCGUUCUCGAGGCCGUUGCCGUCCAUUUCCUGCUCACCGAGACGCUGGCGAGCAUCCGCAACUCCAAGGUUCCGCUACCCAGCUUCAUGGACCUUGUGAAAAAUUUCUUUUCUCGCUUCACGUCGCCCAAUGCCCAUCAAUACCGCCUUGUCGACAACGCCUCCGACGGCCUGCUCGCCGGCAUGGACGACGACGCUGUCGAGCUUUCCUCGGUUCGCCACGGCGAAAAACCGAGCAUGUCUAAGCGCCCCCAGGUCUUGCCAUUCAGUCGUAUCUGGACCGCCAACGUGUUAUGGGUCCUGCUCUCGAUUGCGAUUUUCGACUUCCACAUGGGUGCUUUUUCCAGUCUCUGGAUUGUGUACCUUUCCACCGACAGACCUGCGGUUGACAUCACGGCUCGCUUCAUCAAGCGAUCCAAUCCCUUCAUCUUCAGCGGCGGUCUUGCUUUUGAGCCUGCCGCCAUUGGCUUUGCUCUAGCUGUUCUUGGAAUCGUUGGCCUUUUCCUGCAGCUUUCCAUAUACCCCUGGGCGAACACGCGGUUCGGCCUGAUGCGUUGCUUCCGCUACUCGCUUUUUCUUUUCCCGCUGGCGUAUUUCUUGGCACCCUAUCUGUCUCUCUUGCCCUCGCCAACACCGGCGCCAAGUCCCGCAACAGGGUUUUGGGUGUGGGUCGGCAUCAGCCUUAUUCUCACCCUCCAGGUGACCGCGCGUACUUUCGCUCUUCCCGCCAGCAUCAUCCUGCUCAACAACUCCAGCCCACACCCGAGUGUCCUGGCCACAAUCCACGGAAUCGGUCAGAGCGUGAGCUCGACUUUCCGCACGGUAGGACCUAUUGCCGCCGGUUAUUGGUACGGUGUCGGCUUGGAAAAGGGCAUUGUCGGUGUCGCCUGGUGGCUUGUCGCAGCCGUCAGUUGCAUUGGCUGCGUUUCCAGUUUCUGGGUUCGUAACGGCACUGGCCACGAGAUCCUUUUGCCCGGCGAAGAGCCUCCCGAGAACGACAGACAAUAA
Messenger RNA from Diplodia corticola, 1848 nucleotides. RefSeq names its product mfs transporter. Gene Ontology annotation, molecular function: transmembrane transporter activity. The record is from RefSeq and is a predicted model, not a curated record. NCBI's taxonomy places the organism in Eukaryota, Fungi, Ascomycota, Dothideomycetes, Botryosphaeriales, Botryosphaeriaceae. Bases 1 to 1848 code for a protein of 615 amino acids. The transcript is spliced from 3 exons. Gene Ontology annotation, biological process: transmembrane transport.